Brachypodium distachyon (stiff brome) is the source of this 715-nucleotide messenger RNA. RefSeq lists its product as uncharacterized. The record is from RefSeq and is a predicted model, not a curated record. NCBI's taxonomy places the organism in Eukaryota, Viridiplantae, Streptophyta, Magnoliopsida, Poales, Poaceae. The coding region runs from base 9 to 449 and encodes 146 amino acids. The transcript has 4 exons.
UAAGAAAUAUGUUGGAUGAUGUGUUAGAGAAAAACCUUGAAAUUGUCAGAACUCCUUGCUUGAACUUGGCUGACCCUAUGGAAAUAGAUGGAGUGAUAAAAUUAUUCAAGAAGGCACCACCUGGCAUCAGAAUUGAGGACAUAGACAAAUACCACGUGCAACUCAAGAGACCCAGAAUUCUGCCUUGGUCUGAGAUUGACGAGAAAUCAAAGAAGUUCAGGCAUAUGCUUCAGUCUGUUGUUGUUGAUGGUGACGACGUACUUGUUUCCGCAAAAGAAGCAUCCCAGAUUUCAUUGGCCAAACUGGAAGCUAGAGAAACUGCAGCAAAGGCCAAAGCCAAGAGGGAGGAAGAACGGGUGAAGGAGCUGAAGAAGGUCAGGGGAGAGAAAUGGCUUCCUUCUAUUGCUAGACAAAUGAAGAAAGAAAAAGCUUUGGAGCAACGGAAGUGAUAGUGUAUCACAUCUGUAGGAGCAUAUGCUAAUCUCUGAGACCGCUAUGAGGAUGCCCUUUUCGGGAUGCCAUCUGUGCUUAAGAGGCUCAAGAUGGAUAUUAUGAUGAACUAACUGUUUUGGUCUAGUCUAGAGAACAUAGCUCUGUAUUCUGGAUAUCACAUCAGAAUUCAUAUUUCAUGUAGUUAUGUAGUCAUAUUCAUAUUUCUUUGCCCUGGAAGGAACGGUAACGCUGGGCGGCAACAGCAAGGACAUUCAUUUCUUCA